This is a messenger RNA of Paramecium pentaurelia, 240 nucleotides long. The record is from the annotation of a GenBank genome assembly. NCBI's taxonomy places the organism in Eukaryota, Ciliophora, Oligohymenophorea, Peniculida, Parameciidae.
AUGUCUAAAGGCCCUAAAUUACAUCCCAACUAGCCAAAUAUUUUAAUUGACUUAGAUUUGCCAUAUUAUGUCAAUAAAACAUAGAUUAUGGUGUUCGGAUAGAGUAUCAACCUUGUGCAGCUAUUUUAGACUUAAGUAUCAUAAUCUUUUUUAUUUUUUUAGGAAACAAAGAGUAGUAAAUAAAUGUAAUUAUAAAUAGAUCAAUCAUAUCUGAAGGUGGUUAGUUUAUUUAUUCAAUGA